CUGCCUGGGGAAGGAGGAGGAAGCUGAGAAGACUAAAAGCAGCAGCAGCAGAAUGAGAGCUCAGUUCAGAGGAAUUCACUGGGUCGUCCGCUCACUGUCCUGAACUGAAUUAUUAGAGAGUGGUGUCUGCUGGUGAUGCUGGUUUGAAUCCCAUCCACUACACGCUGUGCCUAUGAUGAGGAUUUCUGACAGUUUCUCCUGAACACUUUGUGACUUUUUCUUUUCAGUACCAACAAAUGCAGACGAUGAUAAACUCGACACUGGUUCCAUAUUUUAUUCUGGGAGCUUACUUAGAUAUCAAGCAGCUAAAGUAUUUAUUCUUCCUGAUUGCCUUGUGUUUGUAUAUUGUAACUGUCGGUUCUAAUGUUCUGCUCAGUGUGGUCAUCGCUGUGAACAGGAGCUUACAUGAACCCAUGUACAUCUUUUUGUUUGUCUUGUUUGUGAAUCAGCUCUUUGGCAGCACAGGCCUCUUCCCACUCCUGUUGGUUCAGAUCCUCUCUGAUCUUCACUCUGUUUCUGUCCCCUUGUGUUUCCUGCAGGUUUACCUGGUUCACGUUUAUCAAAGCGUAGAGUUUUUCAACCUAACUAUCAUGUCUUAUGACAGAUAUCUGGCCAUCUGUCAUCCUCUGCAGUAUCACUCGCUGAUGACGGCCAGGAAAGUUGCAGCCCUUAUUGCUGCAGAGUGGUUAAUUUCCUUUCUCGGAGUCAGUGUUUUCACCUCAAUGAGUUUCACUCUGCACCGCUGUAAAAACGUCAUUGACAAAGUGUUCUGUAAUAACUACUCCAUUGUGAAGCUGGCCUGCUCAGACACAACGAGCAACAAUAUUUAUGGGCUCUUUAGCACUGUUGUUGGGGUGGUUCUUCCAGUUAUUUUGAUUUUCUACACAUACAUGAGGAUCCUCAAAGUGUGUUACUCCGGGUCAAAAAAGACCCGGCAGAAAGCGGCCAGUACCUGCACGCCUCACCUGGCCUCUCUGCUCAACUUCACAUUCGGAUGUGGCUUUGACGUUUUACAGAGCAGGUUUAACAUGGACCAUGUUCCAAGCAUGGUCAGGAUAUUUUUGUCACUGUACUUUUUGACGUGUCAGCCGCUGUUUAAUCCUGUGAUGUACGGACUGAAACUGUCCAAAAUACGCAACAUGUUGAAAACAUGGUUUCCUAUCAGAUCAACAUGAGGUCAUCACUUUGUUCCUGUUUCAUGAUAUUAUUGGGAAUCUCAUGCUUUUGAGUGAAUUAAACAGGAAAUAUAACAGCACAAAAAUUUGUUAUCUUUCUUCAACUUUUGCUUGUUCAUUUUGGAGGUUUUUUAAAGAUUUAAAUGGAUUAACUGACACUGUGACAUCCUACAUCAGUUUUAGUGAGGAGGCAUUGGACUCUCUCAGUGUAAGGAGACCAGGGAAGCUCCCCGUGCAGAUCAGUUACCGGUGCCAAAUCGUCUCGAACCAACCGGUGAGAACGUUCCAGCCAUUCUUUUUCCAAGUCUGUCUGAUCCCGUCCUGAUUCUGUUUGCCUGCCUGAGUCCUGUUCUGUCAGUCUCUGGAACCCUGGACCUGCUAACCGUAGAUUGCCCGCCUGUGUCCCUGACCCUGCCUGUCUAUGAGUACUGGAAACUGG
Fundulus heteroclitus (mummichog) is the source of this 1614-nucleotide messenger RNA. RefSeq names its product olfactory receptor 10A3-like. The transcript has a single exon. Gene Ontology annotation, molecular function: olfactory receptor activity; G protein-coupled receptor activity. The coding region runs from base 237 to 1175 and encodes 312 amino acids. Gene Ontology annotation, biological process: G protein-coupled receptor signaling pathway. The record is from RefSeq and is a predicted model, not a curated record. Gene Ontology annotation, cellular component: membrane. NCBI's taxonomy places the organism in Eukaryota, Metazoa, Chordata, Actinopteri, Cyprinodontiformes, Fundulidae.